AUGCUGGUCCACGAAAUCCAAACCAUCUCUUCCCACAAUGCCGGCCCUCUCAUUGCCAGCCUUCUAACGUUUCUUCUGCUGGCCCUCGUACUGCGGUGCUUCCUCCACUCAGACAAAAUCCCUGCUGCCAGCUCCGGUCUCCCAAUUGUGGGAAACCUGCAAAAAUACACCCUCGACCCGGUUGGGUUCAUUUCCGCUGCCACCAGCCGCCAUGGACAGUGCUUUACUGUGUCGAUGCUAUUCGGCCGCACGAUCUGGCUGCGAAGUCCUCAGCUCAACAAGGAAUACCUAGAAACAAGAGAGGUUGACAUAUGGUCGUUCGGCGACGGGAUGGGCCUUUUCCUCAACAAGAUCGUGAUCCCCGGAUACUUCGACCAUCUGCGCAGCAUGGUCGGGUCUCUGAGUCGUGGGAUCUCACGCAAAGCUACUCUCGAGAGGUACGCCCAGAUCGCGGACGAAGAAGCCUCCAAGGCAGUCAAUGGCUGGACCCGCGGACACGGCGGACACUCUGUAGCCCUCUUCGAAGAAAUCUCCUUCCUUGUGCACAAGAUCAUCGUGCGGUGCUUGAUGGGACAGGACUUUUACGAUCACCAUGUCGAGGAGCUCUACGACCUGCUGCACACCAUGGAGGCCAAUGUGGGCAGUAUCUGGCAUACCAUUCUCCCGGCUUGGGUUCCGCAUGGUCCAGCGCGUAAUCUGUGGAAAUGUCGAGACCGUGUGCAGGAGAUCUUCCGGUUUCGUCUUCAGGAGAGAGAGAAAUGCCCGGAGGAAUGGACUGACAGUCUGGAUUAUAUCUCGUACACCCUGCAAGACCCUGCAACUGCACAUCUGAGCCGGUUCUACGCCGCACACCACACGCUGCUUAUGUUUGCCGCGCAUACCAGCACUGUUGCCAGUAUAUCCUGGACCGUCUUAGAGCUGCUCAAAUCCCCAGCACGACUUCAGCUUCUACGCGAGGAUCUAGCCGCCCACUCCCUAGAACAGUCCCCCUUCCUAGACGCCCUCAUCAAGGAGACCGGCCGCCACUACUCCGGUAACAGCGACGUCCGCUGGGCCCGGAAGCCCAAGACCCUGCGCACCGACGUCGCCGGAACCCAAAUCACCAUCCCAGAGGGAACAAUCGUUUCGAUUUCUCCCUAUCUUACGCACCACGAUCCUGUGGCGUGGGAAAGACCCGAGGAAUAUCUGCCCGAGCGAUGGCUGGCGGAUGGUACCUUGGCGAAGAAGAUGAACGACGGCGGGCAGCUGCGGUAUAUUCCGUUUGGGGCGGGCAGCCAUCGAUGUCCGGGCGAGAAAAUGGCGAUUUUGGUUUCCAAGAUGGUUGUCUCGCGUAUUGUCAAGGGCUGUGAGGUUGGCUGGGGAGAGGGGAGCAGCGAGGAGACUCUGGGGGGGUUGGAUUUCUCGAAGGUGGGCAGCCCCUGGCUCAAGGGGGAUGUGCAGGUGCAAUUCUGGUAG
This is a messenger RNA of Aspergillus puulaauensis, 1455 nucleotides long. RefSeq lists its product as uncharacterized. Lineage: Eukaryota; Fungi; Ascomycota; Eurotiomycetes; Eurotiales; Aspergillaceae. The record is from RefSeq and is a predicted model, not a curated record. Bases 1 to 1455 code for a protein of 484 amino acids. Gene Ontology annotation, molecular function: oxidoreductase activity, acting on paired donors, with incorporation or reduction of molecular oxygen, NAD(P)H as one donor, and incorporation of one atom of oxygen; iron ion binding; heme binding. The transcript has 3 exons. Gene Ontology annotation, cellular component: membrane.